AUGCCUGUUGGCGUGGACACCAAAGCAGAACCCAGUGGUAUUAGUGAUGCAGGAGAUCCAGCGGAAGUAGCCCGUCUACAGCAGCUUCAAGCAGCAGCUGCACAUUGGCAGCAAGUGCAACAUCAGAGGGCCAGCUUUCAGUACCAGGCCCUGAUGCAAGAGCAUGCUCAACUACAACAGAUCCUGCAGCAGUACCAACAGAUUAUUCAACAGCCAGCACAUCUCCAGACAAUGCCCCCGGACAUGCAGUUGCAACACUAUGAAUUACAACAACAGAGGUUUGCUCCAUUGUUCCAAGAAUGGGACAGACACUUUAGAUUGUGGCUAGAACAGUUUCAGUCAUAUCCACACAAAGACCAGCUACAGGAUUAUGAAGCGCAGUGGAGACAAUGGCAAGAACAAAUGAAUUCAACUUCUACUCAUCUGCAAGAAAGAGUCACAACUCUUAGAGCUAUGCAGCAUCCCUAUGGUACUGGUCCUGCUUAUGGAGGCAUGAUGGGACUAUAUGGACAAAAUAGGCCCCCAGGACCAAAUGGAAACAUUCAUUUAACCAGCCCAGGGAUCCCAUCUGUGCCUCAACCUGUUAACAUGGAUGCCAUUUCUGGACAUGGUCCUCCAGAUUCUGGACCAGUUAUUACACAAGGUCCAUCAUCUUCAAAACCUCCAGAAGUUUACUCGCCUGCUGUGAAAGAUUCUGUUUCUGAAACAUGUAAAACUACUGGAUCUGCUGGAGGACCUGGACCAGGCAUUAGACCUCCUGGACCCAUAGGAAAUCAAAGAUUUGAGGGUACCAGAGGCCCACGCUUUGAACAGCAACAACAGCAACGGUUCAGUGGGCCACCUAGGUUUGACACUUGUCAGCGGUUUAACAGACCUCCCAGACCCAGUGCUCCUUGUCCAGAGGCUGUACAGAUACCUGACAAUCCUCCUAGGCAGAAUCUACCCACACGCUUUGAAAGACCCCCUGCACCACCUCAACAGCCAGAGUUUCGUCCGCAGUCCAGUCUUGGUCCUGACAAUCAAACAAAACAACAGUCAUCUAAACCUGAUGUUCCACCAGCUCCUCUAUCUCAGACAGGUCCAGAAAAAAUAAAAAUAUCUGUAGUUAAUGAAAAAGAUGGUGCUACCACUUCUCAGUCACUGACGGAUGACAUAUUGGACUCAGAGGAUGGAUUUUUUGUUCAGAGCGGACCCAUUCCUCAAAGUCAGGAUAAAACUUCUGAAAUUGUAAUUUCAGAGCUUGCUAAACCAGAUAAGCUGAAAGCAGAUGAUAUAAAAACGUCAUUACCUUCAGAAAGUUUAACCACCACAAACAAAAACUUGAAAAAUUCUGGCUCACAACCUCCUAAAGCUGGUCAUAGGACUAAUGGUCCACCACAACAAACAAAGCCUUCUCAACAUGACCAGUUUAAACCUGAUGCCCCUAAGGAGGCUCCCAGGGGCUCACAGGUUAUAAAUCAGACAAGCCAGCUGCAUGGCAUACGUGGAAGAGGAAGUGGCCAUGGCCCGAUACCUCCACGAGGAAGGGGCCAAGGCCCGAUACCUCCACAAGGCAGGGGCCAAGGCCCGAUACCUCCACGGGGCAGGGGCCAAGUCCUGAUACCUCUUCGAGGCAGGGGUCGUGGACGUGGUCGAGGGCAGUUUGGAGGACCAGAUCCCAACUCUCAGAGAGAAAUUAUAGAGGAGGCUCCUUAUGAUCACCAGGCACCCGAUGACAUGCACAGAGAGGACCAUGAUUUGGCAUGGAGAGAGCCCUCUUUAGAUGAACCUGAAAGAGUGGAUGACCAGGGAGCGCCCCAUGAGAUGUGGCAUCCAGAGGAACUCCACUUUACAGAAACGUACCAUGAAAUGCCUAGAGAUAGAAGAAUUCCGGUGGGUCACAGGGAGCACCUAGAGAGCACCCAUUCAGAAGAGCACUGGGAGGAACCAUCACAGGAUUACUGGGAGGAGGAGGAUCCAUACUGGACAGAAAGAAGACCUCCCAUCAACACUAGACUUCCAUUUCCUCCAGGUGGCCCUAGAAGGCCCCCUUUUCAACCCCGGUUUAUGCAUCAUGGCCCAAUACGACCCCCUCCUCCUGGGUGUAUGGAACAGGGACCUCCUCACAUGAGUCGUGGGGGUUUAGGGCCACGAUUGAGGCGUGGUGCAGGUCCAUGGAGACCUCCACCACCACGACGGCCACCUGCACCACAUGAAGGCUUGAGAGAACCUGAUCAACCUGAAUAUGGCGAUGAAGUGGACAGAGAUCCUGGAUGGCAUGGAAGAGGACUUCAACAGCCUCCUUUACCUCCUCAUGAAAUAAUAGCUAGAGGUGCAAGACCACCCAUGAGACCCCCAAUGCCAAGGGACAGGUGGCGUAGAGAGAUGGCUCAUGAAGGAGCACAUGAGGAGGAAUAUCAAUGUAGCCCUGAGGAUUUUAGGUACAUAAGGCCAGCUCAUGAAUAUUCAGAUUAUGAGCAAGAUGAUGAGUAUUACAGUUCUCAUGAUGAAUGGGGCAGGGGGCAUCCUGAUCGAGAUUAUCCACCACAUGGUCCACCAGAGCCCAUUAGAGAAAAUCGGUGGUUAGAAGAAAGUGAAAGAUUGUUCCCAUAUGAGGAAGAGGGAUUAUAUAAAGAAGAAAGAAGGCCUGGUUAUCCUGAUGACACACCAUAUAGUGAAAGGGAGCCUUCAUUUCACUCUCAGCCUGACUGGGAUAGGGCCCCACCUCCACCCCCCCCAGAAAGAGGUUUUUCUCAUCCGGUUUGUGAAUCUAACGCACAUUUUGAGAGAAACCUAGAUCCCUCAGCUGGCCUGCCCCCAUCUCAAGCACCAGACACCCCACUUGAGCAGUCUUCUCCUGGUGCAGCUAAAACUGUACUUGCUCUUUCUCAAAGGCAGCAUGAGAUCAUCCUCAAAGCUGCCCAGGAGCUGAAAAUGAUAAGAGAACUCCAGGAAACUAAUAUGACGUUCGGAGAAGCGGUCAACCCAGAAUCGAUUGGGUUGCCUUCACUUCCCCCUGGUAUUCUUGGAUUGGAAAUUCCACCUGAGGUUAAAAGUGCUCUUCAUGCUACCAAUUUAUUAUCAGAAAAAGGACAUACUCCUGAUAAACCCAUAGAAGUUGGCUUGCUCCCUUCAAAUCAAAUGGCAGACUUUACUUCGUCAGCACCUGCCCCUACCGCCACAUUCAUUACUAAAACAGUGGACUAUGGGCAUGGGCGUGAUGUAGGUGCGACGGUGGAAAGAAUUUCUUAUGGCGAGAGGAUAGUGUUAAGGCCUGGCCCACUGCCACAUGAACGACUUUAUGAGAAGGGGUUAGAGCCACUUGGCUACCGAGAUCCAUACUAUGACAGAAGAAAUGACCCAUAUGGUGGUCCCAGGAGUUACGACAGGGAGUGGGAGCGAGAUCCGUACAGGGAUAAACCACCUCUGGACUAUGAGAAAGACAGAUAUGAAAGAGAUCGUUACUUACAAGAUGAACGUUCUCCACUCGGGCCUCGUCCAGGGCAUAGGGAGAGAGAAAGAGACUACCCAAGCCGCUUGAGCAGGGAGCGAGAAAUGUAUAACCAGACAGGAUAUGACAGGUCUUCCUAUGAAAGGAGUCUUGAGAAUUAUGAGCAUGGAUCCUCAAGCUACGCAAAUGAUCGGAGGAGCUAUUCAGAUGAGCGCCCUCCUCCAUCCUCAUCAGUGCCCCCUUCUACAUCUGUUGCUCCUCCUCGUGUGGAGAAGAAACCAGAGACAAAGAAUGCUGAAGACAUCCUCAAACCCCCAGGGCGAGAAACCAGACCUGAAAGGAUUGUGGUCAUUAUGCGUGGAUUACCGGGAAGUGGCAAAAGUCAUGUAGCAAAACUUAUUAGGGACAAAGAAGUUGAAUGUGGUGGUGCGCCACCCAGAGUUCUGGGUCUGGAUGAUUAUUUCAUGACUGAAGUGGAAAAGGUUCAGAAGGACCCUGAUACUGGGAAACGUGUCAAGAACAAGGUGCUUGAAUAUGAAUAUGAACCAGAAAUGGAAGACACAUAUCGAAGCAGUAUGUUGAAAACAUUCAAGAAAACACUGGAUGAUGGAUUCUUUCCCUUCAUAAUUCUGGAUGCCAUCAAUGAUAAAGUGAAGUACUUUGAUCAGUUCUGGAGUGCUGCCAAGACAAAAGGAUUUGAGGUUUAUUUGGCUGAAAUUACUGCUGAUCAUCAAACAUGUGCAAAGAGAAACAUACAUGGACGGACACUAAAGGAUAUUACAAAGGUUGCCAAUGGCUGGGAAUCGGCCCCACCCCAUAUGGUACGACUUGACAUUAGGUCGCUACUGCAGGACGCUGCUAUUGAGGAUGUGGAAAUGGAAGACUUCAACCCAUCUGAAGAAGAACCAAAAGCUGAAGUGAAAAAGGACGACGAUGACGAGGCAGAUCUGGGAUACCUUCCGAAAAGCAAAUGGGAGAUGGACACUUCAGAAGCCAAACUUGAUAAGCUGGAAGGUUUGGCUGGUGGCGGGAAAAGAAAACGUGACUCUGAUGUGGGCAUGGAGGACUUCCUUCAGCUGCCUGAUGAUUACGCCAGUCGCAUGUCUGAACCCGGCAAAAAGAGGGUGCGCUGGGCCGAUCUUGAGGAGAAGAAGGAUGCAGAUCGAAAGCGUGCAAUUGGUUUUGUAGUUGGUCAAACAGACUGGGAGAAAAUCACAGAUGAGACUGGCCAGCUUGCUCAAAAAGCUCUUAACCGCACAAAGUAUUUUUAAGGCAUUUUGUAAAGACAUUCUUUGUACAGCAUUUAAGGUCAUCAGUCCAUGAAAUUCUUUUCCAUACUUUGCAGUGUGCUGAAGAAAGGUCCUUGUCCCUUGCUCAGAUACAGACAUUUACAGUAGAAAUUUAUUUGAUAGUACAUGUGAAACCUUGGUGUAAUAUCUUGAAGAAUCAUUUUUGUUUUAUCUUAUUUUUAGUAGGUUAAGCAUUGUGUGAAGUUUUGUGUAUGUAGUAUAUAUGAUUGUAGGUGGGAUUCCUUAGGUGAUAUACCUUUUUUAUAUUUUAUUACAAUAUAUUUCAAUGUAUUCGUCCAUGAGCGGUUCUUGUGUUCCACACAUCAAAUAAAGGUUAAAAACAGCCUAAAAGAACUUUCAUACAACAAUUUGUGUAAUGGGAAAACUUGAAUGAGGAAUGGGAAAAAGUAAAUAAAGCCCUUAUAUUGUUAAUGCAAGACACAAUACAUGUCAACUUGGUUUGCUAGCUUGGGGCCACAAAUGAUUGACAGGCCUUAUCAUGCUGUGAUUGGCUUUGCUAACUUUUACUUGACUGGCCACAUAUUUUGUCAGAAAACGUACUAGACUAUGUUUUUAUAGUGGAUGUGACACCAAAGCCUUUUUAAAUACGAACAUUUAAUUUAUGCAAUGCCAUAUUGCAACCAUGAACACUACACAUUUUACUAAAACAUUUAUUUAUUGCUCUAAUACAUGUUUAAAGAAUAAGCUUUGUUGUACCUUUUUAAACAUCCCUCACUUUGGAUCAAGUCUUUAUUUUUCCCGAGAAAUUAAUCCAAUGAAUACACAAUGGGUAUUACACUUGUAUUGUCAAGUGGUCUACCCUCCAAUGAUGUUCAUUAAAUCUAAUUUUUAUUAAGCUGUAACGAUGGACAGAAUGUUCUUGAGAUUUGUAUAGUAAAAAUAAUAACACUAAAGGUAAGUGCGAAGAGACUAAUUAUUAAUGUUGCACCUUAAAUUUCUGGUAUCAUUUCAAGUGAGGAAAAAUUAUAUUAUGAGAUUCUCAAUUUUAUAAACUGUUUAUUGUAUAAUGCUCUUUUCUUUCUUUUUAUAUAUUAGCCUAAAUGUUCACAAGUCUGCAACAAAAUAUUCUUGGUUAAUAUGAUGAUAAAAUGUGGCAGAUGGCCGGCAGCUUAAAAAUUAAGAAUCGUCAUAAUGCUGAAAACUGACAGUAUAAAGCAAUAGUUUGCACAAGAUGAAAAUACUGUUGUCAUUGAUUUAUUACACUACUCAACUAUAAACCUUUCUUAAAGGGAUAAAAUCAAAUUGCUAUAAACUGCCAGUGACACUACAUUAAAGUUGCAAAAAUGUCUAUACUGAAAAAUAUCAUUUCGGUGGUCCUCUUUCUCUCACACUCUGAAAACAUUAGAUGAAUAUGGGGAUAACACUUACAUCAGUCAGGACCCUAAAGGGUCUAAAAUGGCAACAAAAGUGGUCCAUGUGCCUAGGUUUUUGCAACUCUUAAGCUGUAGUAACUGUUGGAAAUAUACUGUCAUUGCUGAAAAACUAUUUCCUUCAAUAUUGAAGUGUGUCAUGUUAAGCUGGUGUCUGCUGAUGUUCCACUUGUGUCAUCGAAACCCUUUUCAGCACAAUGUCUGUUUUUGAUUACAUUUUGCCUUUUUCUUUUAGAAGUCUAUAAUGCUUCCAAUUGACCCUUCGCGAAGCCCGCCCCCUUUUGCUUAUGUCCGACAUCAGCCAAAGCGCUCCCACUGCACUAAAAUAAUAUUCAUUGUGGAAAAAAAUGACGUGUAUUUUCAGCCAAAAGCAAUAAGAAAGUCUUCAAUAUGCAUUUUCUGGAUGUGAAAGUGACUCGGAAUAAAGUAAACAAAAUACAGAUCGAAGCUCUAGCCUAACGUACUGUGCUUGCUGUAACGACAUAAAUCCUAUUCGCACAGGAUUAGUAUUAUCUGGGGACCUCUGGUCAUUUGUAAUAAUCGCAGAGAUUGUCUGUGAUCUUAGUCCCGUGCGAAACGGCCAUGUCUGUAAUUUGUAAAGUAAAAAUUCCCCCACAAAUUACCUACCAUAUUUUGACGAACACCGAGGUCCUGUGAUAAUAUUAGUCGAGUGCGAAUCGGCAUCUCUGCGAUUUGAAAUUUUGAACAAGGUUUGGCGGGAUCGUAUCUAAUUUUUUCAAGGUUUCUGUGCACCUUUUCAGUCAUCUUUCGCAAAGAAUGGAAGCUGCGUUGGAGUGUUUUCACAGUAUUUUGGGUGCUGGGUUAUGUCGCUACAUACCAGACAACAAUAAUAUUGGCAGAGAGAAAAUAUUCACUGUAAAAAAAACAUGACAGGAUCAGAAGAGCGAAACAAAAAAGAAGGAAUAUAUGGAGAUGGCUGACAUGCAUGGCAGCAUGCGGUAAGGAACAUUCUUCUGUUUACAUACAACUACAACGACAAGACUUUCAAGUAGGGCUGUCAACGGUAACGCGUUAACGCAUGCGAUUAAUUAUUUCAAAUUAACGCGUGAAAAAUAUUUAACGCAAUUAACGCAGCAUCCGUUUGUUUUGACAUCCUUUGUCUAGCGUUGCAUUAUCCCAGAUAGCACAAUCCAUCUGGUUUACGUCUAUUUGACAUCUGCAAGACAUCUGCAAUACAUAGUUUGCUCAUCUGCAAUACGUCUCGGAGAUGUCUGAACGUCUGUAAUACGUCUGCUAAAGAUCUGGAGAUCUGCUGCUUAAAAACAUCUGCUAAACAACUUAGAAAGAGCUGUUGUACAUCCAUUCUAAAUCAUAAACAUCUUACAGACAUCAUCUAGAUGUCUAUAUGACGUCUGACAGCAGACAUCUCCGAGACGUAUUGCAGAUGAGCAAACUAUGUAUUGUAGAUGUCUUGCAGACGUCAAAUAGACGUAAACCAGAUGUAUGUGUGCUAUCAGGGAUGUAAUCACGCUCUUAUUCGUGUACAGGCUUUUAAACCACUUAAGCGCGAUUUGAAACAGUUGCUUUGACAUGUUCAAUGAAGAUAGACAGCUUCUAAACUGUGGGACGCAGCAAAACGCAACGCGAGGUCCAGCCUGGUGUGUACAAUAACGGGCUAAAGGCUGCGUCAAUGAAUGAAUCUCUGUCAGACAGCGCAUCCGUGUUAAGUUCUCUUUCGUGCCAUGUUUAGAAAGAGGGAAGCGCCUUCACGUCAAAUCCGGGAGAUAAGUCAGUAAAUUCGAGUAAAAUCACAGAGUUCACUUAUCCAGUGCGAAUGCAACAUGAUCACAGACAAUCUCUGCAAUUAUUACAAAUGACCAGAGGUCCCCAGAUAAUACUAAUCCCGCGAAUAGGGCUAUAGUCUGAGGUAAAAUUUGUAUGAGUCUGUUUUAAGAAGUCUUUAUUGACAACAAGAUUCCACAGUGACAUGACUUUUAGCUGGGAUCAUCAUGUGUGCACAGUGUGAUGGCCAGCAACAAUCGCAAAGGACUUUUUAAAACCGCAUAAUGCGCAGCCGGUUAAACUAUGGUUUGAAUGUACAAAAUGACAGAUAGCAAU
Messenger RNA from Triplophysa rosa, 8189 nucleotides. It is a transcript of the gene ylpm1, whose product is annotated as YLP motif containing 1. Gene Ontology annotation, cellular component: nucleus. Gene Ontology annotation, biological process: regulation of telomere maintenance. NCBI's taxonomy places the organism in Eukaryota, Metazoa, Chordata, Actinopteri, Cypriniformes, Nemacheilidae. The record is from RefSeq and is a predicted model, not a curated record. The transcript is spliced from 20 exons. Bases 1 to 4701 code for a protein of 1566 amino acids.